UAGAUGUAUUUUUUAGCGAAACCGGAAGAGGGUAGAAGUGAACCCUCUCCUCUGUGUCUGCACUCUUUGGCCGCUUGUAACAACAGCAGCAUCAGACAAGAGAGACAACCUAAUGAUGGAAGAAUUUGAAGACGGGGGUGCUCCUCCCGAGGAGGAUCUGAUUCAGUGCAACACCUGUAAAAGAUGUUUCUUCCCUAAAGUCCUGGAGAAACAUGCUAAAAUCUGCCAAAAGUCCGCAGUGAAAAAGAGGAAGAUUUUUGACUCGAGUAGACAGAGAGCUGAGGGCACAGACAUCCCCACCCUCAAACCCAUCAAACCAAAGUCACAAAGUUCAUCUUCUACUGGGAAAGCAGAACCCCCGAAGAAGCCAUCCAACUGGCGCAAGAAACAUGAAGACUUCAUUGCUACCAUCCGGGCUGCCAAACAGGUCACCCAGGUUAUGAAAGAUGGAGGACCAUUACCUCCACCUCCUCCUCCAACUUAUGACCCAGACUAUGUCCAGUGCCCUUACUGUCAGCGGAGGUUCAAUGAAAAUGCAGCCGACAGGCACAUCAAGUUCUGCCAGGAGCAGGCCGCCCGUAUGCCCAACAAGGGCAAGGCAGGCGAAGCCAAGAAGCCUCCUGCUCGCACACAGUUUAAGCCCCCUGCUUCGGUGAAGAAGCCCAACACUGCUGCUGCUGUGUCCACCAUCCCUUCAGCCUCCUCUCGGUUACCCCAGAGGUCUGGCAUCGGACAGCCCUCCGGAAUCCCAUCUAGUAAGAUCUCUUCUGCAGGUUCAGUAAGGAGUAAUCCCUCUGGCCUCACAAGCCCUCCAUCAGGUGUGGGAAGUAAGACUCGAGUAAUGAGCUCUGGGCCUGGCUCUGUGAGGAGCAACCAGUCUGGAAUAGCGCUCAACAAGAAGAAAGUAGACACCUACAUAUCUAGGAACGAUGUCGACGGCGUGCACGAACCUGGAAAUGGUGGAAUGAAGAGCAAGUUCUGUCAUGCUUGCGGGACCAAGUAUCCUGUUGAAUCCGCCAAAUUCUGCUGCGAGUGUGGGGUCAGGAGGAUGUGUAUCUGAUGGAGGUCAGAAGAAGGAGAAACUAAACUAAAUAAGAAUGCACCGGUACUCAAACUAACAGUGGGUUUCACCAAAGUUAAUCAGAACUUUUUUUUUUACACUUGGGUCUAAUUUCACGGCGAUAAAGUGGCACUGUUUUUUUUCUAAAUGCUGUUUAUUUUUCAUGGAAUUUGCUGGUCUAUUCCACUCUGUGGACUAACAUACUGGUUAACGUAAAUCAGUAUUUCCAUAGGUAGGUAACAUCCCAUCUUUGUGCAGCCUUGCUGAGAUUGUAUUCAAAACAAUACAAAUUCUAUAACACAAAUAUAAUCAUUAGUUGACUGGAGGCUGAUUGAUCUCAGUGGUGGACUGAUCUAGCAUACAGUUCUGCUAAACUGUGAUAUCGGUAGCUGACGCAGGAACUCACGCAGCUCAUUUACUUUUUAUUAGCGUCCUUCUUACUGCUGGAUUUGCCCACAUUGUUGCUACUCACACACAUGAACAUUAUUGCCGUGAAACUGGAGUCUGUGAUUAGAAAAACAUAAUUUUGGCGGAAUUGAUAGCUGCUUUUAAAAGCUGUUGGGUAAAAGAUGCGUAAGAUAAAAGUUCAGAGGUGGGUUGCAAAAUGUGUAAACGGAAAUAAAGAUAAAGUGUCAGAUGAGUGAUUAGAGGUGUGUGUAAUGGCCCCUGUAUCUCAGUCCCCACUCAGCCGUGACCUGAAACGCAUUCCUGAAUCUCGUUUGCCUCCACUUCCUCGCAAACAGAAUCUGUUUCUAUAGAAGUGCAAUAUGAUUGACUACUGAAGAAGACAAUGUGUGUGUUUUUUUUUUAAAGGAAACGUGUUUGAAUUUCAGAAAGGUAUCACCUUGUUUUGACAGGGACCAGUCCAAACAUGAACUAAAUGUUUAAAGGUCAGAGCUCCCUUUAAGGUCACUUUACAGGCAAAGUGUCUCACCAUCAUAGGCCUGACAUUUCUAGACAAAUGUAGCAUUUACACAAACCCUUUUAUUCCCACUUAUUUUAUACAAUGUAAUUAGUUAUUUAUUUUCUUACUCCCUUUCAUUUUUGCUGAAUGGACAAUGUCUGCACCUUUUUGUUGUUACUGAAUUAAAAACGUGUUUUUAUUUGGAUUUUUAUGAAACCUAAAUGCAUCUGGGUGUAUUGCAGUUGCUUUCCCCUAGACAGUGUUUCUACUGAGUCAGUGUUCAAUACAUUAACGUAUUAGGAGUCAAAAGUACAGCAACGUUAUAGUCAUUUACAAUUAUCCAUACGGGUAUGGUUGAUCUUUCUGCUUGAUAUAACAAACACCAUUUAUGACCCCACACACAUUUACAGGUCAGACACUAAAGGGGUAAAAACCUCUGUUUAUGGUGCAUAGUUGAUGUCCAUUAACGAUGGUUAAAUAUGGUCAUUAAGUCCUUUUGAGGAGUUAGGAAUUUGUUCAAUGAAGCGAACUGUAUUUAUGUUACAUGACAAGAAAUGUUGAAACAGACUGAACAGGAGUGUUUUCCUGUAAAUGAUUGCAACUGUUAGCCUGGAUACGGUUGUGCACUCAAUGCCAUGUAUAUCCACCAUCAAUAAAUUUCUAUGAAGACAGCC
Messenger RNA from Larimichthys crocea (large yellow croaker), 2638 nucleotides. It is a transcript of the gene zc2hc1a, whose product is annotated as zinc finger, C2HC-type containing 1A. The record is from RefSeq and is a predicted model, not a curated record. The transcript is spliced from 10 exons. The coding region runs from base 113 to 1060 and encodes 315 amino acids. Lineage: Eukaryota; Metazoa; Chordata; Actinopteri; Sciaenidae.